GGCCUCGCGGCAACACAGCGUCCGUUAUAUUGCCCAUUGUUGGUGGAAAUCCACUCGCAAUGUACGAGGACACUUGGUACAGCUUUGUGCCAGACGUGAAGCCGAAGAAAGAUGACAGCUCGGGGCAUAAGCUUACCCACCGGCGGAAAGAAUCACUUUUGAAGCAACCAAAUGAGAGCGACGUUCAACCAGCGAAUCCCCUAGAGCCCUUGGAUGAAGAGGAGUCUUUAAGUAAGGGCCCGCCACAGGCUACCAUUGCCCGCAGGGCGAAGUCAUAUACCGAUUUCUACCAUGUUGCCCACGCCCAGAUCACCAAGGAGGCCAGGAAGAUCCGAGAGCAAGAGCUGAGAGCUUUGAGGUUGUUAGAAAGUGGUGAUAAUGCAUCAUACGAGGGCAGAUAUGAGAUUGACGACGCGGUACUGUUAGAUGUGAGCCAGGAUGAGUUCCAGCUUUACAGAGACCAGCUGGCGCUUUCGGAACGACAUUUGGAUAACUUGGUGGAGGAUACCUCGAGAGCUUUGGAUUUACUGUCGAAUCUGUCGGACUCAUUUAAAGCGGUUGAGGUGCAAACAGCUUCCUUCCAGUCGCAAUGUGAGGAUCUUCUUCUGGAGCAGAAGCGUUUAAAAGAUCUCGCAUACGAAGUUGGAACGGACUUGCAAUAUUACUCAUAUUUAGAGCCCAUUACUCGGCGGCUGAAUGCCCCGGGAGCAUCCACCAUGAUUGGCGACGAGAGUUUCGUGGAGAUACUAUCAAACCUCGAUGCCUGUAUAGUGUUUAUGCGCCGACACCCAGAACAUAAAGAAUCAGAGACGUACCUUACGCGAUACCAGACUCUUCUUACUCGAACUUUCAGCUUGUUGCAGAUUUCGUUUACAAAUUCGAUUCGUACCAAACAAACGGAGGCUCGAGCUAUAUUGAGCAAGGCUGCUAAGUUGAAUACCACUACAGUAUACCUAAUACAGGCGCCCGACAUUCAUCCUACUGGGAAUCGCCUGGAACGUUCAAUCGAGCAUAUAAUAUUUAUGGCAAGGCCUGUCUAUGAUCAUUCGAUAAAGCAUGAUCUUCAGGGGGGCAAGGAGACUGCUGACGGUUAUUAUACUCUGUUCAAAUCGUUGAUGGAUGAGUACGUGCUGUCAAGGAAAGGUCUCAUGAGCGAAGUUCUGGGUCAAGUUCUCAAUGGCACAAUUGCAGAGGAUCACGACCCGAAGACAAAGUUUGGCAAAUAUGCUCGCGCCUGUUUCAAUACUACUUUAGAAGUAUGCAUGAACGAAUAUUCGAAGUAUGGCCUUUUUUUUUCCGGCAACAGGCGUACACAUAAUAAGGGCCGAACCGAUAUACACAAGAUCUGGAAGAGCCAAGAGUCCCAAACAAAAUACCUAGAAGACCUCUGUUCACUGGCCUUUCGAGUUCUCGAACCUCAUAUUCAACGUGCGGACACAACGACAACGACUCAACUCGCGCUCUGGCUAGACAGCUACGCCUCUUCAGCCGACGGGAAUGACGACGAAUCGUUUGAUGGAGCACAAAUCCCAGAUGGGAACAGAGAGCUAAAAAUACACUUGGCAGGCCAGUUGAAGAAGCAGACCACCCAAGUCAUAUUUACCCGAAUCAAAGAGAUUCUAUAUGCCAAUGUAUCUCGAUUCUUUCCAAAACCCGAAGACCUUGAGCCAAAGAACUCGACGCAGCAACCGGCCGAAGCAAACCGAUCUGGUGAAGAUGCUAGCGACGCAUUGCUCGAACCUGCGGAUACAGAUAUAGAUGGCCGGGCGUAUAAGGCCCUGGGCGAUGGAUUUUCAAAUUCCUACAAGCCUCUAAAAACCGGUGCUCAGCUGCUGAUUCUCAACAACGACUUGACAUUUGACGCUAAUAUUGGCAUGGGUAUGGGUGAAAUGGCAUAUGAAAUCAUUCACGAGACGUCCCUGUCUAUAAUGCGAGCCUCGGGAGAGGUUGCAAGGAAGGAUAAGAUUGAUUCGUAUAUUUUCGCCAUAAAGAACCUGGUUCUACUGAAGAAUCUCAUCCUUGCUUAUGAAAUCUCCGGAAGUCGCCAAGCAGCGGCGCUCGACUUCACUCGGAUGUGGACGACGUUCUCCGAGCUCCGCAAUCGGGGCGGCCUCUUUGACGUUCGCGCCUAUUAUACGCUUAUCACGACGGGCGAGCUGCUCCCAGAAGUAGUUACGACGGUGCAAGAUGCGCGCGUUGAACUUGAUGGGCUGCUCAGAGAAACGAUUACGAAGUUUAGAGAGGAAUGCGCGGGCUUGCUCUGGAAGCGAUAUGGAUUCCCACUGCCAGAGAAGUCUCGGGCUGGCAAGAAGAAGAUACAAGAUAAACUGGAGGUCAUGUUCACUCACGAGCGAGAGCUGCGAGAAAAUCUGUGGGCUGCCGUAGAGGAGACGUUGGCUGAACGGAAGAGGUGAUCUUAUGCACUCGGAGAUGGCAACCCGAUAGUAUAAAUACAAGUAACGGGCUUCCAAUCUGAUGGAAGUUGGCCUCGAAAGAAAUAACUUUUGGUAGCCAUACCACGAGUUAGUAAAUACAGUAAAUUAAAGUAAAGGAUAGCCA
Pseudogymnoascus destructans is the source of this 2559-nucleotide messenger RNA. RefSeq names its product Golgi transport complex subunit 3 (gene COG3). The coding region runs from base 60 to 2414 and encodes 784 amino acids. Gene Ontology annotation, cellular component: membrane; COG complex; cis-Golgi network. The transcript is spliced from 3 exons. The record is from RefSeq and is a predicted model, not a curated record. Gene Ontology annotation, biological process: intra-Golgi vesicle-mediated transport; Golgi organization; cytoplasm to vacuole targeting by the Cvt pathway. Lineage: Eukaryota; Fungi; Ascomycota; Leotiomycetes; Thelebolales; Thelebolaceae.